AUGAGAACACGCUCCGACCUUUGGGAGGGAUUUAUCUCCUCUGUGUCUCCAACAGAGACUCCUCUGCAGCCCCACGUGUCUGUCCUCACACACUGCCCUCAAGAGUCUGUCCUCACACACUGCCCUCAAGAGUCUGUCCUCACACACUGCCCUCUAGAGUCUGUCCUCACACACUACCCUCAAGAGUCUGUCCUCACACACUGCCCUCAAGAGUCUGUCCUCACACACUGCCCUCAAGAGUCUGUCCUCACACACUGCCCUCUAGAGUCUGUCCUCACACACUACCCUCAAGAGUCUGUCCUCACACACUGCCCUCUAGAGUCUGUCCUCACACACUGCCCUCCAGAGUCUGUCCUCACACACUGCCCUCUAGAGUCUGUCCUCACACACUGCCCUCUAGAGUCUGUCCUCACACACUGCCCUCUAGAGUCUGUCCUCACACACUGCCCUCUAGAGUCUGUCCUCACACACUGCCCUCUAGAGUCUGUCCCUCACACACUGCCCUCUAGAGUCUGUCCUCACACACUACCCUCAAGAGUCUGUCCUCACACACUGCCCUCUAGAGUCUGUCCUCACACACUGCCCUCCAGAGUCUGUCCUCACACACUGCCCUCUAGAGUCUGUCCUCACACACUGCCCUCUAGAGUCUGUCCUCACACACUGCCCUCUAGAGUCUGUCCUCACACACUGCCCUCUAGAGUCUGUCCUCACACACUGCCCUCUAGAGUCUGUCCUCACACACUGCCCUCUAGAGUCUGUCCUCACACACUGCCCUCUAGAGUCUGUCCUCACACACUGCCCUCUAAGAGUCUGCAGAUAUGA
This is a messenger RNA of Knipowitschia caucasica, 822 nucleotides long. The record is from the annotation of a GenBank genome assembly. Lineage: Eukaryota; Metazoa; Chordata; Actinopteri; Gobiiformes; Gobiidae.